AUGGGUAUGAACAAAGUUUUUCGCCGGUUUUUUAAAAAUCGUAACAAGGCGCUGCUGGUCCAGAAGGACGAGAAAAUUGAGGAAUUGACACGUCAAAUUCAGAGUUUUGAUCGCGAAGUGAUGCGGGAACAACGGCUGCAGGAUCUGCAGCAGCAGCUGCAGAUACGCGAAAUCGAAAUAUCGGAUUUACGGUCGCAGUUGGACAAAUUCCAAAGUGUUAUUCGCGUUCAAAAUCCGACGAGUCCUAAAGGUAUGAGACCUCGUAAACAAAGGGCGGGUAUUUCGGCGGAACCGCAGAGUGAGGCGUCCAUAUUGGAGUUAAGCAAGCAGACAUUUACUGUGCAUCCUAAAGAUGAAAGUUCCCGGGAACUUAUCAAGUCGGCAAUUUUGGAUAAUGAUUUUAUGAAGAAUUUGGAGCUCACUCAAAUCAGAGAGAUCGUGGACUGUAUGUACCCAGAAGAAUAUAAGACUAAUGAUAUCAUUAUUCAGGAGGGAGAUGUCGGUAGCAUAGUGUAUGUUUUAGAAGAGGGUAAAGUAGAAAUUUCAAGAGAAAAUAAAAUAUUGCAUCAUUUGGACCCCGGUAAAGUACUUGGAGAAUUGGCCAUUUUGUACAAUUGCCAGAGGACCGCUACUAUUAAAGCUCAUACGGACUGUAAAUUAUGGGCAAUAGAACGACAAUGCUUCCAGACUAUUAUGAUGAGAACUGGUCUGAUCCGACAAGCAGAAUAUACCGAUUUCUUAAAGAGCGUACCAAUCUUCAAAACACUUCCAGAAGACACUCUUAUCAAGAUUUCCGAUGUUUUGGAAGAAACUAUAUACGCCAAUGGCGACUAUAUUAUCAGACAAGGUGCCCGGGGUGAUACGUUCUUCAUUAUAAGUAAAGGAAAAGUUAAGGUUACCAGAAAAAUGCCAAAUUCUAACACUGAAGAGUUCAUAAGGACACUCGGUAAAGGAGAUUUCUUCGGGGAGAAAGCUUUGCAAGGGGAUGAUUUAAGAACUGCCAAUGUGAUAGUGGAUGAUCCAGAGGGCGUCACCACCCUGGUAAUAGAUAGAGAAACAUUUAACCAACUGAUAUCAAAUCUAGAUGAAAUUAGAACUAAAUAUAAGGAUGAAAAUAUAGAAAGAAGAAGAGUGAACCAAGAAUUCGAAGGCGUCAAACUAUCCGACUUAGUAAUUCUUACAACUCUCGGAGUUGGUGGUUUCGGCAGAGUAGAACUCGUUCAAAUCAGAGGCCGCUCAAACAAAUCCUAUGCACUUAAACAAAUGAAGAAAGCACAAAUCGUGGAAACUCGACAACAGCAACAUAUCAUGUCAGAGAAAGAGAUCAUGGGAGAAGCAAAUUGUGAUUUUAUUGUUAAGUUGUUUAAAACUUUCAAAGACGCUAAAUAUUUGUACAUGCUAAUGGAAAGCUGUUUGGGAGGAGAACUUUGGACUGUUCUAAGGGAUAAAGGCCAUUUUGAUGAUGCGACAACAAAAUUCUGCACAGCUUGUGUCGUGGAAGCAUUUGACUACUUACACUCCCGGAACAUCAUUUACAGGGAUUUGAAACCUGAAAAUCUUCUUCUCGAUAACAGCGGAUAUGUGAAACUAGUUGAUUUUGGAUUUGCGAAAAAAUUGCAAACCGGAAGAAAAACUUGGACCUUCUGUGGAACACCCGAAUAUGUAGCUCCCGAAGUUAUCUUGAACAAAGGUCAUGAUAUCAGCGCAGACUAUUGGUCACUGGGUGUUUUAAUGUUUGAAUUGCUGACAGGCACACCUCCGUUUACUGGUUCGGAUCCAAUGAGGACUUACAAUAUAAUCUUAAAAGGAAUAGAUCAGAUUGAUUUCCCUAGAAGUAUUACCAGAAAUGCUCAGGCUCUGAUUAAAAGGCUUUGUAGGGAUAAUCCCGCGGAACGUUUAGGGUAUCAAAAAGGAGGAAUUAGUGACAUCCAAAAACACAAAUGGUUUGAUGGAUUCAAUUGGGAGGGUCUCGUAAACCGGACUCUUACACCGCCCAUAAUACCAACUGUGCACAACGUAACAGAUACGUCUAACUUUGAUAACUAUCCUCGUGAUACGGACGACCCUCCACCGGACGAUAUAUCUGGAUGGGACAAUAAUUUCUAG
Diabrotica balteata is the source of this 2106-nucleotide messenger RNA. The record is from the annotation of a GenBank genome assembly. Lineage: Eukaryota; Metazoa; Arthropoda; Insecta; Coleoptera; Chrysomelidae.